UAGGUAGUCUUUAGUGUUGGCCAUCAACACCGAUGGUGUUGGCAGCCAGUACAAAACGCACGCUUCGUUGUACAUACUCAUAGAGUUAUAGAGCCCUAUGGUCAGUGCCAUGGUCGUAGUCUCAUCUAUCAUCUGAUUUAGAUUCUCGAUGUGUUUGGAACAGCCUUAUCUACCUGCUUAUCUAAACUUCAAUAGAUAAAUGAUUGUAUUCUACUGUAUUUCUAGUGAACAACGUUGUUUUGUGAUAUCGUAGUGCAGAACACUUACAUUCAUCUGCAUUACACGAUGGACAAUUUUUCUACGCAGAGGUACACCGAGACUAAAAUGGAAAGCUUUGAUUCUUGUAUGAUCGAUGCUCCUAACCAACAACCAGAAAUGGUUCAAUCAGUCACAGAACAGUCGCAGCCGCAGCAGCAAAUAGACUCUCAAGAAAGUCACGAUGGUAUGCAUCCACAGCAUCAGUCAACACCGUUGCCGUUAAUACAAAUUCAACCAAACUCUCAGCCAAAUGCAACACUUACUCCGGUACGACUUCCGGCAAUCCUGGAUGGAGAAUUCUUCACCGUAAUCAGAGUUCAGGAGACGAAUGUCACAGUCAGAUGUCUACAGUGUCAGAAAUUGCUCAACGGGAACCUCAAAUCAACUGGGAAUUUUCUUAGUCACGUCAAAAGAGUACACCCGUUUUUGAUUGAAAAAAUUAAAACAAAAUCGAAUCAAAGGAAACCUGCCACUGUUUAUAUAGACAUGACUGCUGACUCCUGUCCAGAAAUCGUCAGAACUAAGAGAGGAUAUAGGAAAUGUUACAAAAGUGAGAAAUACCCACCCGGAUCAGACGAAGCUUGUGAUCAGCCGAUCGAAUGGUCUGAAUCUCCAAUACCUCGCAGGCGGAGAUCGGAAGAACCAAAUGACACUGGUGAAAUAUUGAAGUUGUCACAUAAUAACUCAUUUGUGGUCGAAGAUGAGUAUGACGCCAUUGGUCGUAAUAUUGCGGCCAAAUUACGCAACAUGCGACUUGAUCAAAGGAUAAUUAGUGAAAAACUGUUGAAUGAUAUUUUAUUCGAAGCACAACUUGGUAAUCUCCACAGAGAUUCAAGUAUACAUAUAUAAAAAGAAACUGUACAUAGUAAUAUCAUCCACUUGGUGUAUAAUGUGAAAGAAAGGACACAUUCAUUUUUGGGGGAUGGACAACGUAUGUGCUGAAUUCAAUGUUUUGAAAACAGAAUCCACGAGCACUGCACUCAUCUACCCAUGAAACUGUAAGAGUUUCACGAAGUUGAAAUUUGUAGCGUCAAUGCAACGAAUCAAUGAAGCAAGGUACCAACCUUUCGCAACCUUAUUAAUUGGAAAUUUGCAGGUAUUGCGAUUGCAAAGUGAGUAUGCUUCGCUUCAUUUAUAGUAUUGUUACUAGCUGAAAAAUUGAUGUGACGUCGGAAUAACUCCAAGUGAGCUAAAUUUUCUAGUACACCUACCUUUUAUCAUUCAUAAUAUGCUGUGAAAAGUUUCCAGCGAUCUGUUGUAGACAGUACUUUUGACAGUGCUCAGAUUAGUUAAGUUUGGAUAAGGAUUUUACAACUACAAAGGUUAAAAAUGAUAAGUUGAGCAAAUUUCAAAUGUAAAAGAUGGUGUAUAGUUUUUUUCAUAGAAGCAAUAAUAUCUACAAAAACUCAGUAUGAAAGUCACAAUACAAGCAAAUACUACUGUUUUAUUACACAAAAAGAACCUGUGAGUUAUAUUUUGAACGAGAGACAUAUUGAAUGCAUAUAAGUUGUAUAUAAAAAAAAAAGUGUUGAAAUGCAUUAUGACAAAAACCUUAAUUUAUUCGAAAAAGCAGCUGUCAGAAUGUAUACAUUUUAUUAUAAUUAAAGGUUAUACUUUUUCUGCUGCUAAAUGCGGAUUGUUUGCAGAUUUGAGAACACGACAACUCAAGGUCAUUUUUUGUUUCAUUCAGCUCUUGUUUUCCUUUUUUAUCUUUCAAAAUAAUUCUCUCAACCGAAAAAAAAGCUUUAGGAAUGAAACCAUUGAUGUCAUCAAACAUAUUGUAGCUUUGAGGAUAACAUUCAGUUUUGCAGGCUACUGAAAAAUAUUGCAUUAAAUAAUUGCUAUACAUGCUGCUGGAACUCUAAACUGGUCUUCCUGGAAAUCCUGUUUUCAAAUUUCAUACCAUUUUUUGUUCAAAUCGUAGUCUACGUCUCAUAAACAAACAAUGGUUAAUUUUCCAAUGUUAUUGGAAAAAGCGACUCUAUCCCCGUAUCUUUCUUCAAGUGUUUCCUUCAUUGUUUUUUCGGCUGACUUAUAAUGUUCCAAUAAUUCUUUCAAUUUCUUCAAUAUAAAGUGGUAGUUGUCAUUAUUUUUUAUGUAAGAAUAAAUGAGUUUCAUCGUUACAACAAUUUGAGCAUCCAGAAGGUGACCUUUUCUGCUUCCUAUAGUUAAAGCAUGACAGUUAACAAAGCAAACAUCGUGGUAUUUGGCUUCAGUUUCAACUGAAACAGAUUCAUAAGUAAUGCGUCGUUUAACACUUAGCUGGCACCGUCCUCCAGCAUAAUAUAACUGGUAAUACUGGUAUACUGGGACGUCUCAUACCCUAACCACUAAAAUUCAUAUCGCGAAAAGUACUGGUUAUUUUAAUUUGCAAAAAUGACUAGGUAGUUUGUUUUCCAAUUUAUGUAUAUGAGGUAUUCCAUACCAACUGAGAGGACAUUUUCCCUGACCCCUGCUAAUUUGCUUCAUUAUUUUCUAUAUGAUUUUACAACCUAAAAAAAGCACUUGCCAUUUUUUUCAGAUUUUUCGUCCCAACCAUUCUUUUUU
Neodiprion fabricii is the source of this 2805-nucleotide messenger RNA. RefSeq lists its product as uncharacterized. Lineage: Eukaryota; Metazoa; Arthropoda; Insecta; Hymenoptera; Diprionidae. The coding region runs from base 286 to 1107 and encodes 273 amino acids. The record is from RefSeq and is a predicted model, not a curated record. The transcript is spliced from 4 exons.